UCCCAGAGCAGCUACGGAGCGUCUCCCGGGUCCUCUCUGCGGCCGUGGGGGCUGGCGGCCCCCGCCCCUGCCCGGGGCCCCUCCCCCAACCCCAUGCCUCAGCCCUGACCCCGCGGCCCUCCCCCGCGGGGGGGCAAUUCUCGGUGCCCCCCCCUCCCCGUCCAAGUCAGGCGCCAUGAACGACCAGUACCACCGGGCAGCCAGGGACGGCUACCUCGAGCUCCUCAAGGAGGCCACCCGGAAAGAGCUGAACGCCCCAGAUGAGGAUGGCAUGACCCCCACCCUCUGGGCUGCCUACCAUGGCAACCUGGAGUCCCUGCGGCUCAUCGUGAGCAGAGGGGGUGAUCCAGACAAGUGUGACAUCUGGGGCAACACACCCCUGCAUCUGGCAGCUUCCAAUGGGCACCUGCACUGCCUCUCCUUCCUGGUGUCCUUCGGGGCCAACAUCUGGUGCCUGGACAACGACUACCACACGCCGCUGGACAUGGCCGCCAUGAAGGGCCACAUGGAGUGCGUGCGCUACCUGGACUCCAUCGCGGCCAAGCAGAGCAGCCUCAACCCCAAGCUGGUGGGCAAGCUGAAGGACAAGGCUUUCCGCGAGGCGGAGCGGCGCGUCCGCGAGUGCGCCAAGAUGCAGCGCAAGCACCACGAGCGCAUGGAGCGUCGCUACCGGCGCGAGCUGGCCGAGCGCUCCGACACGCUCAGCUUCUCCAGCCUCACGUCCAGCACCCUGAGCCGCCGGCUGCAGCCCCUGACGCUGGCCAGCCACCUGCCCUACUCGCAGGCCACGCUGCACGGCACCGCCAGGGGCAAGACCAAGAUCCAGCGGAAGCUGGAGCGGCGCAAGCAGGCGGGGGAGGGCACCUUCAAGAUCUCCGAGGAUGGCCGCAAGAGUGUGCGCUCGCUCUCUGGCCUGCAGCUGGGCAGCGACGUGAUGUUCGUGCGCCAGGGCACCUACGCCAACCCCAAGGAGUGGGGCCGCUCCCCGCUCAGGGACAUGUUCCUCUCGGACGAGGAUAGCGUCUCCCGUGCCACGCUGGCGGCCGAGCCUGCCCACUCGGAGGUCAGCACCGACUCAGGCCACGACUCCCUGUUUACGCGCCCCGGCCUGGGCACCAUGGUGUUCCGCAGGAACUACCUGAGCAGCGGCCUGCACGGGCUGGGCCGCGAGGACGCAGCGCUGGAGGAUGGGGGCCCGCUGCGGGGCCGGCUGCAGAGCUCCCCGAGCCUGGACGACGACAGCCUGGGCAGUGCCAACAGCCUGCAGGACCGCAGCUGCGGGGAGGAGCUGCCCUGGGACGAGUUGGACUUGGGCCUGGAUGAGGACCUGGAGCCAGAGACCAGCCCCCUGGAGACCUUCCUGGCCUCCCUGCACAUGGAGGACUUCGCCUCCCUUCUGCGCCAGGAGAAGAUCGACCUGGAGGCGCUGAUGCUCUGCUCCGACCUGGACCUCCGCAGCAUCAGCGUCCCCCUGGGGCCGCGCAAGAAGAUCAUGGGGGCCGUGCGGCGUCGCAGGCAGGCGCUGGAGCGCCCACCCGCCCUGGAGGACACAGAACUAUAACUUGGGGCUCCUCUCCCCAAACCAAAUUGAGUUGCAAGUUGCCACAACCCUCAGUGGGGCCAUCAGGUCCUCACAGUCGCCAGCCCUGCAGACCCCGGCCCCUCCCCAGGAGCAAGGACCUGCCUCGAAAGACUGUCCAUCCCCCAGAGCAGAGGACGUGGCGUGGACACACCCAGAUGGUCAAGCGAGCACCCCAGAACAUUGGUUCUGAGGGGCCUGGGUGCUCUGAGCCACCCCAUCUCAGUGGCCCUAAGGAACACAUGGGUUGGUGGGAGGUCAGCCCCAGAGGAAGGGGCCUCAGGGAUAGGAGUGUGUGUGAAUUGGGGGGGGGCGCUUCUUGUCCUGGGCGACACUGUCUCUUCCACGCCCUCCUCUGAGCCCCCUGCUCAGACUGGAGCCUUCCUUUCCACAUCUCUGUGCAGGGAAGAGUUUGACCUGCCUCCCCUCCCCCUCGCACGUCACAGAGGAGGUUCCAGGCUGGACUCCUCAGCCAAACGCCCUGCCUUUUGUGCCCACCCCUGCCCGAGCGCGGCCAGCCCCCUCCUCGGUCUUCACCUGCACGCCCUGGUGAGGAGUGGAAGGCCAGGAUGGGGUGGGGUGACUGGUGUCCUUCCCAGCCCACUGGGGUGAGCCCAGUCCGACUACCCUCCCGCCCUGUCCUCCUCGGUUCUCCUCCCCAGGUUGUGCAGCCUGGCUUCCCUAGGACUGAGGGCCAGGGCAGGGCCGCACGGUGCUAGGACCGGGGGCUGCUGUGUUGUGGCCCCAGGCCUGGCAGGCACGCCCUGGGCCCAAGACAGGCAGCUGCCAACUGCCUCAGAGUCCCUGGGCUGAGACAGGCGGAGACUGGGUGUCCAGCCUCAUGUGGCCAGGCCCGUGAGAUGGGCUGAGACAGGUGGAGACUGGGUGUCCAGCCUCAUGUGGCCAGGCCCGUGAGAUGUGCUCAGUCAACGCCCCUGCUGGGCCCCAGAUCCUCAUGGCUCUGCGCUGGGGUCAUUAAAUGGGUUUCCCUCCAGAAAUGAAAGCGGCUGAGCGCUGAUGUCUCUGCAGGGACACCAGGUCGGCCCGCCCUCUGUUCAGGCACGUCCCUGCCCCGUUGUGGGGGUGAACCUGGCCUUUGAGGGGCUCCAGACACGUGUUCCCAGGGCUCUCCGGUCAGACUGAGGUCACAGGAGGGGGAGUGUGCCUGGGGACAAGCGGAGCCUGUGGGUGCUCUGUCAGCCGCAGCACCCCAGCUCUGGCUCUUAGCUUGGAGAGCUGCCCUGCUGGGGGCGCAGAUCUCCGCUGUAGCUGCGUCCGCAUGCAGGCCUGAGCUGGGCCUUGGAGAAGGUGGUCUCCAUCCCCACACCGAGCCUUGGCCGCCCACCACUGCCACCCCGAGCCCACCCCACUCUCCCCCCUGUUCUCUGGGCCUAGGCCUGGGGCCACCCCCAAGUGCCGACUCGACUUUCUUGGAGCCCCAGGUGCUGCCCGUUCUCUCCUGCCCCGCCUCAGCCCCUCUGGGGCCUUCCUUUGCUGGGUGGGGGUGGGGCCGUGCUGCUCACCUCUGUCCACCCUCUCUCAGGCUCAUUAUAACUUUUGUAGAGAAUGUUCUGCCUCACAGGCAUGCCUGUGUCUUGUUCUUUAAUCCCGGCAGGAGGGUUUUUGUGCCUGCGAGGACUUGGUCCCAUUCCUUGGAGGGGAUCCUUGCCCUGGGAUGUUGCCCCAGCCUCCCUCCCUGCUCCCCAUCUCUUCAGGACCUUCCCUCCUGCCCGGGCCUUGGCAAGGAGGGUGUUUGGGGCCUGCAGCUGCUGAGGGCAGGAGGACACAUUCUCCCUUCCCACGGGCACCUGCCCGGACUUCUCCAGAAGGCCACAGCCACCACCCAUUCCCUGGCCCAUGAGACCAACCUCGAGGCCCUACUUGGCCCUGGGAGGCCCCCUGAGGGCGUCAUUACUCUCCCCACCCACGCAGCUCUGCGGGCCUG
Molecule: messenger RNA, 3524 nt
Organism: Talpa occidentalis (Iberian mole)
Lineage: Eukaryota; Metazoa; Chordata; Mammalia; Eulipotyphla; Talpidae
Gene: USH1G
Product: USH1 protein network component sans
Exons: 3
Coding region: 176-1561 (461 amino acids)
Biological process (GO): sensory perception of sound; sensory perception of light stimulus; equilibrioception
Molecular function (GO): protein binding
Source: RefSeq, a predicted model, not a curated record